GGAGGGGAGGUGCAGGGGAGGAGCGGGUGGGGAGAGGAGCUGGGAGGGGCUGGUGGACGCUGGGGGACCCCAAAGCCUCUCUCCGGGAUCCCCGCACCCUGCUCACGUGGGUCCUGCAGACAUGCAUCCUGUGAGGUGGCCUCUGUGACAUGCAGGCUGCUGACGUGUGUCCCGGUCUCUUCACCUAUAGGUUCAAGUUCCUGCAGGAGAUGAUGCUCCUCUGGGCCUUUCUCCUUGUCAUCUGGUUGCCUCAGGUCAUGCUGGAAGGAUAUUGGACCUAUAAUCUGAAAUGCUACGAUUGUUGGACCAUCAACAACUUCUUUUGUACAAGUAUGACAUUGUGUCCAACAAACCUCAGGCGCUGUAUGACCAUCUCUGUUCGUUUGAACAGUCGGGAGCUACUCGUUUACAAGAACUGUACGAGCAACUGCACGUUUGUGUAUCCAAGCGAAGUGCCUGCUGAAGCCCCAAGAUCACAGUUUUUUAAAACUAAUAGUUUCUAUUUUGUUCGUUGUUGUGGUAGUAUUAAUUGCAAUGAAGGAGGUCCUAUUUCUCUUGAAAAGGAUAUUGUACAUGAGGAUAUAAUUGAGGAACGUGUAGUAGCAAUGGCACACAUGGGGGAGUCAACACUUUCCCUGAGCAUUGCCUCCAUCCUGGUCAGCCAUACACUGACAUGAGAAGCCCUCUGGGAGGGUCUGAUCUCUUCCCUCAUUCCUCAGAGCAAGUUCACUCUCCUUUCCUCCCUUGUGAGCCAAGGAUACUGACCCACAGGGCCCCAGGUGGACCAGUUACCCUUUCCCGGCUUAUUUCAAGAGAGAAAUAAAGAACAUUAUUGCUUGGA
Molecule: messenger RNA, 841 nt
Organism: Panthera uncia (snow leopard)
Lineage: Eukaryota; Metazoa; Chordata; Mammalia; Carnivora; Felidae
Gene: GML
Product: glycosylphosphatidylinositol anchored molecule like
Exons: 3
Coding region: 150-677 (175 amino acids)
Source: RefSeq, a predicted model, not a curated record